Leptomonas pyrrhocoris is the source of this 2130-nucleotide messenger RNA. RefSeq lists its product as hypothetical. Lineage: Eukaryota; Euglenozoa; Kinetoplastea; Trypanosomatida; Trypanosomatidae. The transcript has a single exon. The coding region runs from base 1 to 2130 and encodes 709 amino acids. The record is from RefSeq and is a predicted model, not a curated record.
AUGCUUCCAACGUCCAUGACGCGAUGUCUGGUGCGCAGCCGACGCGUGCUGGCACGUCGAGGACACGGCGGGGCCGCACAGGCGCAGAGAGAGCUGGAACGCCUUGCUCUGUUGGAGCAUUCAAUGCUGCAGCCGCCGGCAGUGCGGGCACGGCAGACACCCGCCGUGGCACAGGCUGCUGCAGCCGCGUAUUUGCGCGAGGUGCCGGACCGCGUCGAGCGCGCUCGAGCUGCUGCGGCUGGGAGCACGGUCGCUGGCUCAUCAACCGCGAUGAAGGCCGCCGCGUCGGCCAGUGCUAGCGCGGUCGACGAGCCGCAAGUGAGCAACCUCACGCAGUUUCUCUCCGCGUGCAAGAAACUGAAGAUUCGCUACAGCAGUGACAGCGACGCGGCGUCGCGGCGACGUGGCAGAGAGGCAUUGUGCGCCUUUUGGGCUCGCCACGCGUCGAGUGCGGUCGCGUGCUGUUUCCAGGGCGUGCGUGAGGUUGGCUUUGUGGCAGACUACGGCCUCGCCGACACCCGCAUGCACCUCAAUCUGCCAGAGCUCUGGGUGAUGCUGCGUGUGCUGAAAGCCGAGCGCGCCGUCGCCUCUAGCUUCGACGCCACACGCAUUCUGCAGUACCUCGCACGGGAGCUGCAGUACAUGGAGUGCGAUCUCUCUGCCACGUCCCACCGUCGCGGCCCACCUCCCAGCUCAACCGGGAACCUUCCCUCGCCCGCCGACACUCUCGCGUUCCGGCAGACGCUGACGGAUCUUGCAGUGGAUCUGCUGACGUUCUACUUUGUGGUGCACAGCCCCUCCAUCAAUGCGUUGCCGCAGCUGACAAGGGAAGGCAAUGAAGUGCUCGAGAAGGGAGACCAUGACGUCACUGUGACUGCGUCGUCUUCGUCGCUCGGCGGCGUCUCCAUCGCCACCGCCGUCGAUGCUCUGAGUGGGUUGGAGGUGCUCGCUGUGUUGACUGCACACGACGCAAGGGAAGAGGUCAUCGAAAAGGUGUGGGAGCGGCGCCAUCUGGGCACCCUGCGGCGUCAGCGAGAGCCCGCCAUGGUGGCCGCCAUGCAGACGUCGCCCGCCUUCCCGUCCGGCGCUGCCUCCAGCAGUGCCUUGGCGCACGAGGUGCAUUACCUGCUCGUGGCAGAGCUUUUUCGCUUUGCGGCGGUGCAGCGGCGUGACCUGCGAGUGACCGACGUUGUCCACGGCUUCGCUCUCCUGCGCGUCCACCUGCGGACCCUCUGGCCACCCUACGCGCGAUACGGCAACAACCCCGAUGGCAGCGGCGGCCGCAGCAAUGAUGCGGCGCAGCGUCAGUCGCUGUGGUAUGAGAAGGACUCCCUUUUCCGCAUCACGUGGGGCCUCGCGGUCGCGUUGGUCAGCAAAGACCGCAAGUUGGUCAGUUCGUACCACUACGUAAAGAUUGUCACGACGCUUGCGAAGCUUCCGGCGUUCGUGCUGGCUCCUACGCCGGCUCCAAAGAGAGAAAUACGGCGCUUUGAGUUCCCCCUCAACGCUAAUGCCGGCAGGGCGCUACAAAGCCGCGACGCCGAGUCUCCAGAAACGAACGAUGAUCUUCAAAAUGGUCAGCUAUCAAUUCUCUCGGAGAUUCCACCAGAGCUGCGACCACGCAAGCGGCUGCCGGAGGCGGAACACGCCAACAGUGCCUCCCAGGACAAGAACGCAAAGGAGUUCAUUCACGACAGCAAAGAAGAGGAAGACGAGGUUAUGGUUGCCCUCCGACCGGCGGAUUUUUGGCGCUUCAUUAUCUCCAAAGCCUGCGUUUUCGUGCCGAGUCUGCCGCCUGAUCAACGGCGCGUUGUGUGCCGCAGCCUGCACCUCGCCAUCACCGAGAAGCGAGGGCACCUGCUGCGUGACGGUGGACAACAAGGGCCGCCCUCUCAUCACGAUGUGCCGUCGCAGGGUCGACGUGCGCCGUCAAAAUUUGGCCGUAUUGCCGCGCGCUUUGCGUACGUGCCGGGUGACGCGGAGCACUCCGAUGCUGCGGCGGAUAUACUGUUCCCCUUGGUGGAGGAGAUGGCGACGUAUACGGAGAACUACGACGUCUGCACCCAGGACACGCGCAAACCCGCACAGCGCGUUCACCGAGAGGCAACUAUAAAGAAAGGCUCGAAAUGA